UAUGGCCUUGCAGUUCACCGUCUUUCCCAACUCCGGCAUAUGCAUUGGCCUCCGGUGCAACCACGUGGCGGGAGACGCGAGGUCGCUUCACCACUUCAUGAAAUCAUGGGCGUUGGUUUGCAAGACCGGAGGAGAUUUGACUUCGCUUGAUGGAGAUUCAGGGCUGCCGUCUCUUGACAGGACCGCGGUGAAGGACCCGUAUGGGCUUGAGCUCGUGUUCUUGAAAGCUUGGUGGAGUUUGGCAUCGACAUGGAAAAAUGAGGACCAAAGAUCAGUCCUUGACACUGAUGAUCAUCAUAGCCUCCGUGCCACGGUCGUUCUGUGCCGAGACAAGAUUGAGAGAUUAAGGCAUUGGAUCACAAAUCAAUUGGCCAACGACAACGAGAACUCCACAACACUUCACAUGUCGUCGUUUGUCGUCAUUUCCGCGUUGAUUUGGGUUUGCUUAGCGAAAUCAGAAGAGAGAAAUUCCAAAGUUAAUAAAGAUGAUGAUGAUCCUUACUACUUU
Morus notabilis is the source of this 508-nucleotide messenger RNA. Its product is annotated as coumaroyl-CoA:anthocyanidin 3-O-glucoside-6''-O-coumaroyltransferase 1-like. The record is from RefSeq and is a predicted model, not a curated record. The transcript has a single exon. NCBI's taxonomy places the organism in Eukaryota, Viridiplantae, Streptophyta, Magnoliopsida, Rosales, Moraceae. The annotation marks the transcript as partial.